CUGAAUCGACGACUUGACUAAGGAUUCAUUCACAUGACUGACUUGUAACUCCUCCUCGGCACCGUUACGACUAAUCUAACACCUCUCUCUCUCCACCAACUCAGGAACUCGCAUCAUCUUAUCAUCUUCCGUAACUAAACCAAAAUGUUCCUCUUAAAGACAUGGAGAUCAACCGCUUUCGGGAUUUAUGGCUAUAUGAAUUUCACCAAGAAUGGUUUCCUAGACCAUUCAAAGAAGUUCAAACCUGAAGAUAUGCAGAUACAAAUACAAGGAAAGAAUUGUGUGGUCACUGGAGCUAACUCUGGUAUUGGUUACGCCGCUGCUGAAGGUCUUGCUUCACGUGGAGCAAAUGUUUACAUGGUGUGUCGGAACAAGGAAAGAGGAGAAGAGGCUCUUUCUAAGAUUCAAAACUCUACAGGAAACCAGAAUGUCUACCUUGAAGUUUGUGAUUUGUCUUCUGUUAAUGAUAUAAAGUCAUUUGCUUCGACUUUUGCUUCCAAGGAUGUUCAUGUUCAUGUCCUGGUUAAUAACGCCGGUUUGCUCGAGAACAAACGGACUACUACACCUGAAGGAUUCGAGCUGAACUUCGCAAUAAAUGUACUUGGGACAUACACGAUGACAGAGCUGAUGCUUCCACUGUUGGAGAAAGCCUCACCUGACUCCAAAGUCAUCACCGUCUCCUCUGGUGGAAUGUACACCUCGCCACUUACAACAGAUCUUCAGUUUAGUGGUGAAAAGUUCGAUGGAGUGUUGCAAUACGCACGGAAUAAAAGAAUCCAGGUGGCUCUGACAGAAAAAUGGACUGAUAAGUACAAGAACAAAGGCAUAGGUUUCUACUCAAUGCACCCUGGCUGGGCUGAGACACCUGGUGUCGCCAGGAGUUUGCCCAGUUUCAAAGAAUCGUUCUCUGGUAAGCUUAGAACAAGCGAAGAAGGAGCAGACACUGUGGUAUGGCUAGCACUUCAGCCUAAGGAGAAGCUCGUCUCUGGUGCAUUCUAUUUCGAUAGAGCAGAAGCACCAAAACAUCUGACGCUUGCAGGUACAAGCAAGUCUCAUGACCUUAUCGACUCUGUCAUUGAUACAGUGCACUCCAUGGCAGCUCUUUGAUCCUUAAAUCUCUAUCUUAUCUUCUUCUCCAUUGUGGUUUUCUCUCGAGAAUAAAAUGUGAUCGAUCUCAGGUAAAUAUCACACAAUUGAAUAAAGAUUCAAAUAUUAAAACUUUUCUUUCUUUCCGUGGAAAUAUUAUUGUACUAAUAACAGAAGAAAUACACAUGGUUUUUCAACACUGGCAUAGUAGCUAUAUUGUGGAUCCCAAACAUUGGAUUCUUUUUUUA
Molecule: messenger RNA, 1334 nt
Organism: Raphanus sativus (radish)
Lineage: Eukaryota; Viridiplantae; Streptophyta; Magnoliopsida; Brassicales; Brassicaceae
Exons: 10
Coding region: 145-1107 (320 amino acids)
Source: RefSeq, a predicted model, not a curated record